UAUUUCCCUGAACUUUGUGCUUCCCUGGUGUGCUAAUGCUCUGUCUUGCUUGAUGCCAGUGAUCUUAAUAGCCUACCUAACCGAGGUGAGUGUUCCAAUAUGGUCUAAAUGAUCCCUAGAACUCCAACUUUAGCUUCUACUACACCAAAGCCCCAGAUUACACCCUCACCACCCCAACAAGCCAAGGCCCCAGUGAGACAAGGCUACCAUACAAACCUCAGAAACAUAUACGCCGUCCUGAUCCACAACGCGCAGAACCCACGUCCAACCCAAAUUCACCUCAGAAAACACCACCGGAAGAAUACGCAACCCAUCCACCAUCCUGUCAGCCCGUAUACGAAUCCCAGUCCACGCACCCACAUACAUAUACGCACACACCCAAGCCAACCCCAUCAGCCCAUCAGCCCACCACGUGGAAUCCUUCAGCCAAGCCAACGACAUCCCGAAAUACGCUCUGCGUAAAAGCAGACCCUAAUCCAUCCCGCACCAGAUCUCACAACAUCCCCAAACCCAGACAGACAGACGGUAGUAAUUUUCAAAAUCGCAACACGAACCCAACCCAGCCCCAAACAUCUCCUA
Aspergillus heteromorphus CBS 117.55 is the source of this 579-nucleotide messenger RNA. RefSeq lists its product as uncharacterized. Bases 109 to 462 code for a protein of 117 amino acids. The transcript has a single exon. The record is from RefSeq and is a predicted model, not a curated record. NCBI's taxonomy places the organism in Eukaryota, Fungi, Ascomycota, Eurotiomycetes, Eurotiales, Aspergillaceae.